Molecule: messenger RNA, 1859 nt
Organism: Anguilla anguilla (European eel)
Lineage: Eukaryota; Metazoa; Chordata; Actinopteri; Anguilliformes; Anguillidae
Product: forkhead box protein L2-like
Exons: 1
Coding region: 113-994 (293 amino acids)
Biological process (GO): cell differentiation; anatomical structure morphogenesis; regulation of transcription by RNA polymerase II
Molecular function (GO): DNA-binding transcription factor activity, RNA polymerase II-specific; RNA polymerase II cis-regulatory region sequence-specific DNA binding
Source: RefSeq, a predicted model, not a curated record
GUCUCUUGCUUAUGGACAGCUUUCCCUUUGGUAUGCGGCGUUGCUAGGAUAGACGCAACGGGACACAUUUUGAAGACAAGAGUUUGGUGUUUAUUAAACGCUGUCGGAUCUCAUGCAGUGCACGCUGGACCAGUCUUCGACCAUGAGGGAAAGCGGUUCCGACAAAAUCGAAGACGGAGUUCAGGUGGAAACGGGAAACGUGGAGUCGUUUCAAAAACCACCGUACUCCUAUGUAGCGCUUAUCGCGAUGGCCCUCAGAGACAGUAGCGAAAAGAAGUUGACGCUGAGUGGAAUAUAUCAAUACAUUAUCACCAAGUUCCCCUUCUAUGAGAAAAAUAAAAGGGGCUGGCAGAACAGCAUUCGGCACAACCUCAGCCUUAACGAGUGCUUCGUCAAAGUGCCCAGGGAAGGCGACGGGGAGAAGAAAGGGAAUUUCUGGACUUUGGAUCCAGCUUUUGAGGACAUGUUCGAUAAAGGGAAUUACAGACGCCGGAGACGGGUGAAGAGAUCAUACAGACCUUCACCAAUUGCAUGCGGACCGGGGAAGACGCAUGCCCUGAAUUAUCCAGAUGCCUACUUGUACCAGAAUACAAAGUACUUGCAAGCGCAAACUUAUCUGAAUUAUCCCGAUGCCUACAUGCAUCAAAAUACGAAGUACUUACCGGCUCACUUUGUGGGCAACGCGUGGACCCUCGCUGAGCCCAGCCCCUUGCAGUCUACAGCAUCCGCGAUCUACCAGCAGCCGCACUACGCCAAUGGAAAUAUUAGCCCGGCGCCACUAAGUGGAUUUCCGAAUUCGCCUGUGAGCGGCCAUUCAAAUCACCUCCACCACCCAGGCUAUAGUGGAUAUCAUCGACACGCGGGUGUAUGGGUGCCCCACAACGGCAGCCACUACGCUGGGAUAACUCAAACAUUUAGCGCCAGUGGGGGUCAGGCGUCCCCCGGUAGCCAACAUUCGUUGUCGUACAGCAUACAGCAAGAAAUGUCCUUAUAGGGGCCGUUUAGUUCUCAUGUAGCUAUACAUGAUCAAUAUAGGGAAAUCUGUCAUAUCGCUCAUUUGUGGUGGUUUCAACGCGGCUAAGUUUUGUCUAUUGACAAAAUCUUAUUUUUGUUUGCGUGUGUGUUUUUCUUUCUUCCAAUGGCUCAAUGAUUCCAUUGCUUUGUUAUAGUCAAAAUUUCACCCGUAAAAUCAACCGCUUGUGCGUAGUCAGUCUCAUUAUUUAUUUUUUAUAUUAUUUGCUGAAGGGCGGAAAUGUGCUCCAGACAUAUAGAUAUUUUAAAUUUCCGCAAAUAUAUAAAGAAAAAUUUGAUUUGCUUAACCCAAGCUAAGAUUCUUGCAUUCAGAGUGUGACCGCUGCACUUAAAUUCCGACAGCUGAAUCGCAUAAUUGCAGGUGUUCAUUGUAGUGCUCCAAAGCUGUGAAAAAGCGGGACCGUGAUCUUUCUGAAUUAUCAGUUGUCAGUGGUUUCAUUUGGUCGAAUGUUAGCUCAUUUUAAAUCUUGUGUAUGACAAUGUAACAUAUUUGUCAUACUUGGUUUUAUCUGCUCGGUUAUUUAUUUCGAAUAAUUUAAGAACGAAGGGGUGGGGUGUAAGUAAAAAAAAGUUUUUACAAUGGAUUAUAUGGUAAUUGUAAAAUUAUUUCAGUAGGCAUUAAAUGCUGUUGUCAUGCCGAGAGAUUAGGUUUCGGCUUUUUUGAUAGGUACAAAUACAAUAUCUUGGAAAUGCUCUUUAUUGGAAGAGAUUGAGGCUAAUAUUUUUUUUUCUGUAGAUGAGACCCUCGCGCCUGUAAACAUUAUACCCAGAACGACUUUCAGUUUUAUAUUUCACUGAAUUUUGUAAUUAAACAUGAUUUCCAUUUA